This is a messenger RNA of Lachancea meyersii CBS 8951, 1975 nucleotides long. NCBI's taxonomy places the organism in Eukaryota, Fungi, Ascomycota, Saccharomycetes, Saccharomycetales, Saccharomycetaceae. The record is from the annotation of a GenBank genome assembly.
UCAAGUGCUUCUCCAAUAUCCAAUAUAGUAAGCACGAGUACAAAAUCGACCUCUGGUGAUGGUAGAGUCCAUAAAACUCGGACAAGCAGCAAGCACCAAAUGGCAGCUUGCUGUUUCUGCAAGAAGAGGCGCAAAAAAUGCGACGUAGUUUAUCCGUCUUGUGGAUCGUGUAAAUCGAACAAGAUUCCUUGCACUGUUAUUGUUAUUCCCACAGGCAGAGAGGUGCCCCGGAAGUAUAUUGAAAUUCUCGAAAACAAGAUCAAGGUAUUGGAAAAAGAGCUGGAAGAAAAUGGCUCGAGAUAUGUAGACCGUUCUGAAAGUCAAGAUGCCCGACGGGAGAACGAGGAAUCGGAGACCACGAAAGAUAACGGGCUUCCAUUAGAAGUUGGAUACAUUACUCUGGCAGCUGCAGGCGAGCCAAGAUACAUCGGUCUGAGCAGUGCAUACUCCAUAACGAAAGCUAUUCAUAGUACAAAAAAUUACUACGAGCAGCAAAAGGGAUAUAAUGAAUCUAACGACCUAGCUAAUAUCAGAAAUGCCAGCGUUCAGCCUUCGAUAGUAGACGUUGCCUUUCGACAGCCACGUCGAACCGAUGGAUAAAGGCUCCUCAAAGCGUACCAUCAUGGAGUGCAGUUUCAAUACCCCUUCCUCGAUUGGGACUGGAUUUUGACAUGUUUCGAGAAGGUUAUACAGGAAGAUACUGAAGAUGAUGAGCUGCUCUUCUUCAUUUACAUGAUGUUUGCCAUUGGAAGUCAGUUAUCAGAGUCUGCUGGAGGAGCUCGAUCGGAUCGUAUCACCCGUGCUUACUACGACAAAGCAUUUGAGCAUAUUGCACCGGUUGUCGAGGGCACUAACAUUCGCGCUGUGCAAGCGUACCUGCUUCUUAGCGUUUUCUCGCAAAAGAUGCCGUAUGGAAGCUCUAUCUGGCAAACAACGGGGUUGGCACUCAGAACCGCAGUGGCUUUGGGACUACACAUGAAACCUUAUCCAGGCAGAAAAAAUGGGAUCUAAAACGAAGCUUGACUGUGACCAGGAUUUGAAGUCGCGCAUUUUCUGGUGUGCAUGUAGCAUGGAGAGAAUCAAUGGCCUUGUUCUAAGUCGGCCUUUUGGAAUUGCAGAUGCAGAGAUCGACGCGCCAUUUCCGAAAUCGGACCAAUAUGCAGUCUCGAUUUAUGUAUUCAAAUUCAGAAUUCUGCAAUCCGGUAUAUGCUCGUUUGUUUACAAGCCCAGGCCCUCGCCAACUAGCUCAGAAGAAAUGAACGCUACGAGACACCGGAUAUAGCUGGAGCUGAACGAUUGGAAAUCUACAUUUCCGUACAAAAGAGACGCAGAAACGACGUGGGAAACCAAAAAUUGGUGCACAAUAUCAUAUCACAAUUCCGUGCUUCUGCUUCCAAGCCCUGUGGUCCUAGAGGUGGCAAGGUUGAAGAAGAAUACCCUGCCCGCAACAAUUGAAUGGUUUUCUGUCUUUGCGCUGUCAGCAUCUGCCAUCUGUCUCAAUUACAAGCAUUUGCAUGCAAAGCGAAAACUAAGCUACACAUGGCUAGCCAUUCAAUGCGUGUUCGUGGCUGGGGUCACCUUCCUAUACUGGAUUUGGUUGGAUUCCUCGCUAAACUUUCUACAGUGGGCAAGGAAAAGCAUUAUUUAUGACGCAGUGUCUGCGUGCUCCAAUAUACUUUAUGUCCUGGCAGAACGCUGGGAAGGCGCUCAGAUGUUUAGAAAUACCUUUGAGCGCUUGUCUAAAGCAGUGUUGGCUCACUUUGAGGGCACCGAAACCGUCAGUGAGGGACAACCUACAUCUACAAAUCGAGGAAAUACUAGUACCGUGACUGAAAUGCAGAAAGCGACACUGCCCAAUUAUCACGAAACCAUGUUCUUUGAAGGUGAUUCGCAUCACUUUUCCAAGAGCGAUGGCCACUCUUCCACCGAUGGCAUAUCCUUCACUAUUCCUCAAAGUAUGUCUAGUGAUUCCUCA